This is a messenger RNA of Tachysurus fulvidraco (yellow catfish), 708 nucleotides long. Its product is annotated as leukocyte immunoglobulin-like receptor subfamily B member 2. Gene Ontology annotation, molecular function: transmembrane signaling receptor activity. Bases 28 to 708 code for a protein of 226 amino acids. Gene Ontology annotation, biological process: cell surface receptor signaling pathway. The transcript has 3 exons. The record is from RefSeq and is a predicted model, not a curated record. NCBI's taxonomy places the organism in Eukaryota, Metazoa, Chordata, Actinopteri, Siluriformes, Bagridae.
AAUGAGAGAAAUUUCAUAGACAACACAAUGCAGGAGUUCAGAAUCUGGUCUGUUGAAGACUCUGAAAGUGGAACCUACACCUGCAGAGGACAUGGGAGAUACAAUCAGAGCUCAGAGAUUAGUGAUGAUGUUACACUGACUGUAUCAGUGAAACCCAAACCGACUGUGAGAGUGAAUCCUCAGAGCUCCGUCUACACUGGAGACACUGUCACUCUGAGCUGUGAGCUGCAGCAGGGGAUUGGAUGGGAGUUUUACUGGUAUAAAAAUAAUCAGUGGCUACGGACCAGUGAACAAGUGAACACACUUAAAGUGACAGUCGAUAAUGCAGGAGAAACAGAGUACCGGUGUCAAGCAUACAGGAGAAACUACCACAACUACUACACAGAGCUCAGUGAUCCUGUCAAGAUUACAGUGAGAGUAAAACCCAAACCAACUGUGAGAGUGAAUCCUCAGAGCUCCAUCUACACUGGAGACACCGUCACUCUGAGCUGUGAGCUGCAGCAGGAGACUGGAUGGGAGUUUUACUGGUACAAAAAUAAUAAGUGGUUACAGAAUCUGAACAAUGAACAAGUGAACACACUUAAUGUUACAGUCGAUAAUGCAGGAGAAACAGAGUACAAGUGUUGGGCACACAGGAUAAACAACUACAACUAUUACAUGACACAGUUCAGUGAUCCUGUCGAGAUUACAGUGAGAUGUAUGUCAUGA